Exophiala spinifera is the source of this 1953-nucleotide messenger RNA. RefSeq lists its product as uncharacterized. Gene Ontology annotation, molecular function: serine-type endopeptidase activity. The transcript is spliced from 2 exons. Gene Ontology annotation, biological process: nucleoside metabolic process; proteolysis. Bases 1 to 1953 code for a protein of 650 amino acids. The record is from RefSeq and is a predicted model, not a curated record. NCBI's taxonomy places the organism in Eukaryota, Fungi, Ascomycota, Eurotiomycetes, Chaetothyriales, Herpotrichiellaceae.
AUGGCCCGCCGCCGUCUUCGCCGUGAGGAAUAUACUGUGGGAUGGGUGUGCGCGCUCUCGGUCGAACUGACUGCCGCAGUGGUAAUGCUGGACGAAAGGCACGAAGGCCUCGAGCAGGCUGAUGACGACGAUAAUUCCUACGAGCUUGGGCGCAUAGGGGAACACAAUGUUGUUAUCGCCUGUCUGCCAGCAGGCUUGAAUGGCAGCCUCGUUGCAGCAGUGGUGGCAAAGCAGAUGAUGUCGACAUUCAGGUCGAUACGGUUUGGUCUGCUGGUCGGCAUUGGAGGCGGUGUUCCAAUCAUCGAGGAAGAUAUCCGUCUGGGAGACGUGGUAGUUAGCUCCCCGCGUAAAGACCAUGGAGGUGUGAUACAGUUCGACCUUGGCAAGUUGACUCCAAGAGGUUUCCAGCGCGCAGGGUUUCUCAACUCUCCGCCGGCGAUAUUAAGAAGCGCAGCUGUGCAGAUGCACGCAAGCGAAGAAAUGGGGAGAAGUAAUCUCGCAGAACACCUUUUGAAGCUUCGUCAUAUCCCCAAAUUCACCCGUGAGGCUGCGGGCCCGGACGUUUUGUUCGAGGCGUCUUACAUCCACGAAGACGGACCGACCUGCCAGUCAUGCAGUGCAGAGAAGCAGAUUGCUCGGCAGCCACGACCGAGCGAAGAGCCCGUGGUUCACUACGGGACAAUUGCAUCGGGCAACCACACCAUCAAAAACGCAGUCGAGAGAGAUGCCAUAAGUGAGGCAAAUGGCGGAGUACUCUGCUUCGAGACGGAGGCGGCAGGUCUAAUGAACAGCUUCCCAUGCCUUGUCAUCCGAGGCAUCUGCCACUACGCCGACUCGCACCAGAACAAGAUGUGGCGGCCAUACGCAGCAGGGACAGCAGCAGCAUGGGCAAAGGAACUGCUGUUGGUGACACCGCAGUCAGAAGUAGCGAAGCGAAGCACAGAGGACAAGCGUACACUCGCACAGAAAGAGGCCGACAAGUGGUUCACAGGAGAAUCGCAAAUGGAGAAAGCAAACAGGUUUCUCGAGAGGUACAGGAAGAGCCCGCUUCAUCAUAAAGAUAUGGUCAUGAUUGGAAUCUUGGACACUGGUAUCGAUCUCGACCAUCCCGCAUUUAAACCAUUUAUCGAGACACGGCAGAUCCACCAAAGUUUGUGUAGGAAUUUUGUAAAGGAAAAUGAACCAAUGAGCGAUAAUAGUGGACAUGGAACACACUGCGCACAUACUAUCCUCAAAGUUUGUAGAACAGCACGACUUUACGUUGCAAAAGUUUUCGAAAACGAUGAGGGGGACGAGAGAUCUGAAGACAGAAUUGUUGAGGCUAUCAAUUGGCUUGCAGAAAAAGAGGUCGACAUUGUCUCAAUGGCACUUGCGUUUGGGCAACAGAAACUUAAAAUUGAACGGGCCAUCAGAAAGGCUAUCGGCUUGCACGAUGUGCCGGUGCUUUUCUUCGCUGCCGCCUCCAACGACAAACACUACUCCAAAGACCCAGUUGGGCAUCCGGCCCGAAUGGACGAGGUCAUCAGAGUCAAUUCCUGUACCUAUGAGGGUAUCAAAUCCUCCUUUAGCCCUUCCAGCGACAAAAAAGACAAUGCCCUUGGCACCAUCGGUGAGGAAAUCCUGUCCGCUUAUUCCCAGCAGAAGUACGGGAUCAGAAUAGAGAUGCGACAGAGUGGAACAUCAAUGGCCACUGCAGUUAUGACCGGUAUUGCUGGGCUAGUCAUCGAGUUCAUGAAGUUUACAGAAGUGCCACAUGAUGACACUAGAGAGAUGCAAAUGCGGCUUCACAGCUGUAGUGGGAUGAAGGCUGUGCUUUCUAGGUUGAUGUCGGCAAAUACUGUGCUUGAUCCGCACAAUUACAUCUACGUGAUGCCGUGGCAGUUGUUCAGUGAAAGCCAUGAACACAAUGAUGUUGUUCGCGAUAUCAAUCGCGCGUUGGAUGCGGGCAUAUGA